UGAUCAGUUUCAGGAGCCAGAAUCUGCACGGGAACCACCACCUCGUCGAUGCCCUGUUUGGUCAGAAACGUUGGAUGCCCUAUCAAGAUACAGUCGACAAGGGGUGGUUGGUAUUCCUUCGCCCCCAGUCUGAAAAAGGCCCACCCCCUAGCAGAAGCCUAUGGCGCCAACCUUCUCAUAUGUCUGACGCAGGGCCCUGGCGCACUCGAAGAUUUCGGGUUCACGUAUAUCGCGACCGUUUUGUUUCAUGAGGUUCGGGAGGUUGAGUUUGGGAAGGUCCAGCCAAACAGAUCGCGAAUGAGCAUCACGGCGACGUCGGGGCUGUCACCGUUGAUGUACAGAGUAGGUGUGCGUUAUUGCCAAGCUUUCCAACCCGGCUAG
Molecule: messenger RNA, 381 nt
Organism: Blastomyces dermatitidis ER-3
Lineage: Eukaryota; Fungi; Ascomycota; Eurotiomycetes; Onygenales; Ajellomycetaceae
Exons: 2
Coding region: 49-381 (110 amino acids)
Source: RefSeq, a predicted model, not a curated record